AUGGCAUCUCGUCAACCAAGUGAAGGAUCAACAGUUUUAAUUUCAUUAAUUUUAUGGGUCAUUAUUUUUGCCUUAUUAAAUAUUGGAUCAAAUUUCUUUAGAUCAAGUGAAGGAGCAACAAUUUUAGGUGGUUUUGUUGGUUCAUUCUUAUUCUUUUUACAAAUGACUUUCAUUGGUGCAAUUAAAAGAGAUGUUAAAUUAUUAGAAACUGUUUUAGCAGUAAUUAUCACAGCAAUGAUUAGUUCAUCAGUUCACAGAGUAUCAGGUACUACAAGUAUUAUUUUUUCAAUUGGUUGGAUUUUCUACCUUAAUCAUGCUUCAACCAAAAUCUAUUCAAAAUUAGAGGAAACCAACACUGUUGUUUCUGGUAAAAAGAGAAAAUAA
Molecule: messenger RNA, 384 nt
Organism: Dictyostelium discoideum AX4
Lineage: Eukaryota; Evosea; Eumycetozoa; Dictyosteliales; Dictyosteliaceae
Exons: 2
Coding region: 1-384 (127 amino acids)
Cellular component (GO): membrane
Source: RefSeq, a predicted model, not a curated record